UAGCUGAAUCAUUGCUCUGGUGGGGGCGUCCUCUACCUCUGUCCCUGCGUCUUGGCAGCCAGCGUAAGCUAUCAGACACAGCUUUCAAACCUGCUGUGUGGGUCCUGUCUGCCUCUCCUCUCCUCCUUUUUCCCUCUUUCUCUCUCUCUCUCUUUCAUCAUGAUGGUUUCAGGGAAAACACUUCCAUGAUGUCUGAAGUCUGCAGCAGGACCUCAGAGAGAUGAAGUGAGAUAUUCUGGGAAUGAGUCAGGAAGGAAGCAGAGCAGUGACAGAAAGAAGCUUUGCAUAUUGCCAUGCACUGGCCAAGGGAGGGGCUAAAACAGAUCAACAGAAGAAGAAAAAAGGCAGCCCUGUGACAUGUGUUUCUGUCAGGUCUUACACCUGUUAACCCAAAGAGACCAAACCAAAAUAUCAGAACAGACUUUCUGUGGGUAAAACUGGGAAAAUGGGAGAGCAAAAAAACAGUGAGAGAUCAAGCUGAUAAUGAUGCAGUGUUUUCGUGCGCUUGCAAGCAGGCAGAGAGAGAUGGAGGGAGGUUAUCACUAUCAGAGCAAGGGACUGUGGAACAGUGAGUCACGACGACAGUGACGAAGACACUGCUCCUGCUCUCUUCCGGACUAGCCCUCCCCAUGUGGGGAACACUUCUGAAUUUUUACCCAGCACGAGGACAGCCUUGAGCUGGGCAGCUUUCCCACCAAGGGCAUCAGGGACGCCCUGACUGGAAGGUGCUCCCCUCUCCUCACCAGUUAGCCUGGAGAAGAAACCAAUAGGCAACCCAUUUUCAAGAGGAACGUAGUUGCCUAUCUAAAAGGGAUACAAUACACAGAAGAUUGAGACUUGCACCUACUGCCUCAGGUUCUUCUGUGGAGCUCGAAGGAUAUCUGUACUGUCAGAAAUGAGUGACUGAAGGAUUUGACUGUUUCUUCUGUCAGACAAGUAGAGAUACGUUGGCACUGAUUAAGUGUGUCCUCUCACGUGUUGCACAACUUAAGGAGAAAUAUAAUUUUUUUAAAUUCAAUCUUCAUUGGGGCACUUCAUUGGGAGACAGUUGUGUUUCCACGAAUACUUGGUGCGAAACAUAAAAAGUCAGUUGGUGCCUACUAGUCACAGGAUCGACAGGGUCACUGGCACCCACUCCAUUGCGUCCCACUGCUGCUGGGAAUGGGGUAAGUGGCCAUGGUGGUCACACAGCUGGAACUGGAGCUGUGCUAUCAGGGCCAGAAGCUGAGGGGCUUCACGUGUAAGCUGACCCGCUCUGCCCAUGGAUUCCUGCCCGAGAGCUCCUGCCUCAUCGCUGCCCAGGUUCUUGUGCCCUUCCUGGUGGCUGGAUUGGGCAUGGUGGCAGCUGGUAUUGUCAUGGAUAUUGUGCAACACUGGGAGGUUUUUAAAGUCAUCACGGAAAUAUUUAUCCUGGUUCCAGCAUUGGUCGGAUUGAAGGGCAACUUGGAGAUGACCCUAGCAGCUAGACUGUCCACUGCUGCAAACACUGGACAAAUGGAUGACCCCAACCAGCAGUGGAUAAUGGUGUGCAGCAAUCUGGCUCUAAUACAGGUUCAGGCCACAGUGGUGGGCUUCCUGGCUGCUAUGGCAGCAGUGGUGCUGGGGGCGUUCUCUCGAGGAGGGGUGGAGCUGGACCAGGCGGCUGUGCUGUGUGCUAGCAGUGUGACCACUGCGUUUGUGGCAGCACUGUCCUUAGGUACUGCACUACAUAACAAAGCACUGUCCUUAGGUCUGGUGAUGAUCGGGGUGAUAAUCAUGUCCAGGAAAGUGGGAAUCAACCCAGACAAUGUGGCCACCCCAAUAGCGGCCAGUUUAGGAGACCUCAUCACCUUGUCCUUACUGUCUGGAGUCAGCAGCACUCUGUUUGAAUACAGAGACGUGUGGUACCUGUCCCCUCUAGUGUGUGUCUUCUUCCUGGUCCUCAUCCCUGUGUGGGUGGUCAUUGCCCGGCGGAGUCCACAGAUCAGGGAGGUCCUCAGGUCUGGCUGGCAGCCUGUCAUUGUGGCCAUGUCCAUCAGCAGUUUUGGAGGUCUUAUUCUUGACAGGACAGUGAGCGACCCUAAAUUUGAGGGAAUGGCUGUUUUUACACCUGUCAUCAAUGGCGUGGGGGGGAACUUGGUUGCUAUUCAGGCCAGCCGCAUCUCCACCUAUCUCCACUCCUGGAGUCUGCCGGGGGUUCUGCCCUACAACAUGAGGCAGCACUGGCCCAAUCCCUGUGUCACCUUUUUCUCCUCAGGAGUGAACUCCAAAUCGGCACGAGUGCUGUUUCUGCUGGUGGUGCCUGGUCACUUAGUGUUCCUGUCAGCAAUAAGUCUUCUCCAGGGAGGACACACCGCCAUCACCAUCGCCUUCACCUGCUGUUACCUUACUGCUGCUCUUCUUCAGGUGGGGAUCCUUCUGUACGUGGCUGACCUGAUUGUGAGGUUCAUGUGGAGACGGAGCCUGGACCCAGACAACUUCUCCAUCCCAUACCUGACUGCACUGGGGGACCUGCUGGGGACUGGCUUCUUAGCUUCAUGCUUCCAUCUGGUCUCGCUGGUGGAGGGCCUUGGCUUGUGAGGAGUUAGCCCCCAUCCCUGGGUCUCCCCAUGUGGCCUGUCUCUGGCCUGGCUCUGGGGCUACCUGAUGUCAGGCAUUGUAUGUCUCCCACCUGACUGACAGUUCAGCAGGACGUCAACCCACUGGGGGAUCUGACCACACAUGACUCCUUGUUGGCUCAUCAACAGGGUAUUACUUGACUUGAAAAAUGUAUGUCUACCUGCGCUGGUGACCACUCAUUUUCCUCACAAACUGUUUUGUGUAUGAAAUUACCUGGAAUCAUCAUAUAAAUGAUCUCAUUAUAAUACACACACAGAUAGAGAACUGGAUCGUAUUGGAUUAGGACUGGACUUUUUCUUCGAAAUUAUCGUUUGUGCCACGUAUAAUAUGAAUUAGAUAAUUUUUACAGUAUUCAUGGAUGCAGGAUGCAUUGGCUAUUUGCAGGGUGUAGUGGGACAUAAGACAAAAUCUUCAUGUCUGAUUUUUCAGUACCACAUUGUGAAAUGACAUUCUUAAACAUAAGCAUGGUAUACAAUAGUGGUAGAGCUUUCACUACGCCUGUAACCCUAGCCAGUGGUUGCCAUCUCCACGAGGUGAACAUAUAAAGAAAUAAUAAAGAAAAUAAUAGAAUUUGUGCUUUGCUGUGAGUAGCUUGCACAUAAGCAAUAUACAGUUUCAUACACUUUAACAACAUUUUAUAUUUCACUGACAAAAUUGUGCUGAAUUUGAAACCCCAUUCGGUACCACUUGUUAUUGUAAAUCCUUAAUUCACUUCUACAUUUGCGGAAUUAACUUUAUUUCUAACAUCAUAAGGAAAUUGUUUUAUCAAAUAGGUUUGUUUUUUUCAUAAAUAAAACAAAAUACAUUUUGUUGAAAAAUUCAUUUAUUUUUUAUUUUUUUGUAAAUACGGCAGUAAACAGGAAGCUCCACAAUAACUUACGAUCAAAUGAAUACUAUGUCCACAUGGUUUGUUUUUGGCAGAAGCGUUCCCUCCAUAGCAGUGCUUCAGUGAAAAGUCAGACAUUCUCAAACCCAUGGGAAUGAUUCAUGUGAAGGUGUGUUUAAUUGUCUUGAAUGUACCCUGUAUGAUUGAUAUCAGGACAAUAAAAACCUCCUACCAUUA
This is a messenger RNA of Clupea harengus (Atlantic herring), 3661 nucleotides long. It is a transcript of the gene slc41a3, whose product is annotated as solute carrier family 41 member 1. The record is from RefSeq and is a predicted model, not a curated record. Lineage: Eukaryota; Metazoa; Chordata; Actinopteri; Clupeiformes; Clupeidae. Gene Ontology annotation, molecular function: monoatomic cation transmembrane transporter activity. Gene Ontology annotation, cellular component: plasma membrane. Gene Ontology annotation, biological process: monoatomic cation transport. The transcript is spliced from 10 exons. Bases 1177 to 2559 code for a protein of 460 amino acids.